AUGUCAAACUACGAGGCUUUGCUCCAAUUUAAUAGGAAGAGUGUGUCAAAGGAAAUGAUCCAAUAUCUAGCAUCGACUACAGCUUCCGUUAUCAAAAUAAAGAAAACGAAUAGUAUGAUAGAUAUCGCAUUACCAGCACCACCUUUGACAGAAUUUAUUAACAGGUUGAUCAAGCAUUCUAACGUUCAAACUCCAACUCUUAUGGCAACCUCUGUAUAUUUAGCCAAAUUAAGAUCCCUAAUACCGAGCAAGGUUUAUGGUAUAGAGACCACUAGGCAUAGAAUAUUUCUGGGAUGCCUGAUAUUAGCUGCAAAGACGUUAAAUGAUUCGUCCCCUCUCAACAAACAUUGGGCUGAAUAUACAGACGGUCUUCUCUUACUAAGAGAGGUCAAUACCAUAGAAAGGGAGCUACUAGAAUAUUUUGAUUGGGACGUCACCAUUUCUACAGAAGAUUUAAUAACAUGUCUUUCCCCAUUCUUGAAGAAGAUUAAAGAAGAAAAAUUGUUUAAGUCUCAAAGAGACCGUCGUGCGCUCAAUAGUCCUUCUGCUCAAGGGAAGGUUACAGUAGGCAAAUGCUCCCUUACUCAUUCACGCGCAUCUUCUAAUUUGUCUAUUCCAUCUUUGGCUUCCACUUCAACUCUAUCCACGUUGGAAUCUGGAAAAUCGAAUCUGUCCAGCUAUAGCAACAGAGUACAUACUUUGCCGGAAUUGCAUGAACCCAAUUAUAAUAACAAUAAAAUUUCCCCGGAGGCUGUUAAUGUCGACCUCAAACAUAGUAAUAAGGAAAAUAGAAGACCAAUACCGACGACCAAACCAUUCAAUUUUAGUAAAGCACGGCCCUUGAUCUUAAAAACUGGGCUAGACAAACCAAUGAUGAACGAAGAAUCAAGAUUAAAGAAAUCAAAUUGGUCAAAUAUCUUCAAAUAG
This is a messenger RNA of Saccharomyces mikatae IFO 1815, 927 nucleotides long. It is a transcript of the gene PCL2, whose product is annotated as cyclin PCL2. Gene Ontology annotation, biological process: regulation of cyclin-dependent protein serine/threonine kinase activity. Gene Ontology annotation, cellular component: nucleus; cyclin-dependent protein kinase holoenzyme complex. The transcript has a single exon. Gene Ontology annotation, molecular function: cyclin-dependent protein serine/threonine kinase regulator activity; protein kinase binding. Lineage: Eukaryota; Fungi; Ascomycota; Saccharomycetes; Saccharomycetales; Saccharomycetaceae. Bases 1 to 927 code for a protein of 308 amino acids. The record is from RefSeq and is a predicted model, not a curated record.